Clonostachys solani is the source of this 993-nucleotide messenger RNA. The record is from the annotation of a GenBank genome assembly. Lineage: Eukaryota; Fungi; Ascomycota; Sordariomycetes; Hypocreales; Bionectriaceae.
AUGAAAUCGGACGCAUUACCUAAAUGGAAAGACUUGCCACCCAUCGAAGGGGCACCACAAGGCUUCGCUUGGGGUUUAUUUGAUCAAGAUGGCGUGAAAGAUCAGCUUGGCACGCUCAACUUCCUCACACCAGAGGUGGUUCUUCGCGCAAAAGAUGAAAUCCAAAUUGGAAAGAGUGUUUCCCUCAAUUGGGGACUGGAGAAUCUUGCCGAGUCAACCAUGGGUCGAUCUACCUUGAAGCAUGAGCUUGUGGAUUGGCGUAAUAAGCCAGGCUUCAGUUUUUAUUCCUGGGACGAUGAAAUCAGUCUCAAUACCCAAAGCAGCAGCCAGUGGGAUGGAUUGCGCCACUGGGGAAACACGCACACGGGAUUCUACUACAAUGGCAUACACCACAAUGACCUUAUCCAAAGCAACCAGCUUGGAAUAGAAAAGACUGAUUUGUCUAAAUAUUGGACCAAGCGUGGCGGUAUUGUCGGCCGCGGUGUUCUACUCGACUACGUGGACUAUGCAGAGCGGAAGAAUAUAAAAUAUAGCCCAAUGUCAAGCCAUCCGAUUCUAGUGAAAGAGCUUGACGAUAUUGCCAAGGAUUGUGGGAUCGAAUUUCUUCCCGGCGACAUUCUCCUAGUUCGAGUGGGCUGGACCAAGUGGUACGACGAACAUGAAGACAGCGAACGAUCAAAGUACAUUACCAAUGCGUAUGCCUGGGCCGGUAUCAAGGGAUGUGAGGAAACUCUAGAAUGGCUGUGGGACCAUCACUUCGCCGCCAUCGCAAGUGACAAUAAUGGUGUUGAGGUUGUCCCGAUGGAUGAUGCUUGGCGGUUGCAUGAUUUCCUGCUCCCAGGCUGGGGGAUGCCUAUUGGAGAAAUGUGGGAUCUUGAAGAUUUGGCCAAAGAAUGUAAAAAGCAACGUAGAUGGACAUUCUUCCUCACCAGUUCCCCUCUUAACUUGAAAGGCGGUGCGGCAAGCCCGCCUAACGCCCUUGCGAUCUUCUAA